AGCGGAAGUGCGCGGCGGCCACGGGCGGCGGCGGGUGUCCUGGGCCGCGCGGCGCGCUGCGGUGGGAGUGUCUCCGGCCGAUCUGCAGGGAGGAUGCCUGAUGAGACCUCAAAUCCUGGUGCUGGUGUCAUGGAGUGGGGAUUCCACCAUGCAAACCCAGUCUGGGCUCCCCGGUGGGGCCAGAGGAAGAGCUGAGGGCUCCAUGGGUGUGGACUGGGAAUCUCAAAUCCAAAGUGUCGACCCCUGUGCAGGAUAUUUUGGAGGAAAAUUCAUCCCAUGAUAUGCAAAUGGUGGAGAAUGUCCUCCAAUAGCUGCUUGGGAAAGGGCGUGUUGCUUUGGAGACCCUGAGGUCUGAAAAUACCUCACUGGAGCUGCUGGAUUGCAGGGGCCUCAUCUGACAGGAUCGUUGCAGUAACCCCAUGCAGAGCACUCUGUGCAUCAUCACAGAGCCCUCAAUUAAUGCUUGUUCAGUGAAGGCACGAACACAGGGGCCAGGGCUGGACCUGAGGAUGCAGAUCAGGCCCACAAUUGGAGACAGGGGGACACCUUCGAUUCCAGAGGACCAUCCGGCUCUCUGGGUGUCACCUCGGUCUUCUGGAUAUACAGGGCUGAAGGUGGCCGUGCAGAUUCAGAGGGCGGCCAUGCCAGUUCCCGCACUGGGUGUUCCUGAGCUGGGGACGGCUGGGGGUUCUGCUCUGCUUGCCCCGGACCCUGCCUGGCUCCAGCAGGAGGGCACAGAGGAUGAAGCUGUGGCUCCGGGGGUACUGAUCACCUGUCUGCGGGAACCAGUCACCUUUGCGGAUGUGGCUGUGUUGUUCACCCCAGAAGAAUGGAUGUUUCUAGACUCUGCCCAGAGAAGCCUGUACAGAGAUGUGAUGCUGGAGAACUAUAGAAACCUGGCCUCCGUGGGAGAUCAGCUAGGCAAACCCAGUACGUUUUCCCAUUUGGAGCCAGGAGAAGAGCUGUGGCCCCCUGAGAGAAGAAGCUUCCCAGGAACCUGUCCAGAACCUCAGCAUCAACCCCAAGAUCCAAUUUCUAACCAAGAUAUUUUUGCAGAGAUUCCAUCCAUUGGCAUGAAAAGGGAGCAACCCCAGACUGGAGAUAAACUCUAUAAAUACAGUGAACUUGGGGAACCCUUUCACGGCAUUGAACCACUUUUUCAGUACCAGAGAAUUCAUGCUGGAGGCGACCCCUAUGAAUGCCAUGAGGGUGGAAAAUCCUUCUUCCAGCCCGCUCACCUGAUUGUACCUGAUAAGAUCCGUCAUGGGGACAAAACCUAUGCAUGUAACAAAUGUGAGAAAUCCUUCAGAUACAGCUCCGACCUGAUCAGGCACCAGAAGACUCAUACCACAGAGAAGUGCUUUGAAUGUCUGGAGUGUCGGCAAGCCUUCAAGUACUCCUCGAAUCUGCGGCGCCACCUGAGGACUCACACUGGGGAGAAGCCCUUCGAAUGUGCUCAGUGUGGGAAAACCUUCACAAGGAACUUUAACCUGAUUCUGCACCAGCGAAACCACACGGGCGAGAAGCCCUAUGAGUGUAAGGACUGUGGGAAAGCGUUUAAUCAGCCGACCUCUCUGAGGAGCCACCUGAGGACUCACACCGGGGAGAAGCCCUUUGGAUGCAGUCAGUGUGGGAAAGCCUUCAGGGAGCACUCGUCGCUGAAGACGCACCUGCGCACUCACACCAGGGAGAAGCCGUAUGCGUGUAACCAGUGUGGGAAGCCCUUCCGGACGAGCACUCAUCUCAACGUCCACAAGAGGAUACACACCGGGGAGAAACUGUAUGAGUGCGCUACUUGUGGGCAGGUCUUGAGUCGCCUCUCAACACUCAAGAGUCACAUGCGAACUCACACUGGAGAGAAGCCCUAUGUGUGUCAGGAAUGUGGACGAGCUUUCAGUGAACCUUCAUCCCUCAGGAAACACGCGAGGACCCACACCGGCAAGAAGCCCUAUGCCUGUCAGGAAUGCGGGCGAGCCUUUGGUCAGUCUUCACACCUUAUCGUGCACGUGAGAACUCACACUGCGGGGAAACCCUAUGAAUGCAAUCAGUGUGAGAAGGCCUUCAGGCACAGCUCUUCACUUACUGUGCAUAAAAGGAUUCAUGCCGGGAGAGAGAACGUUAGGAACGGUGGCCUGCCUUUAUCAGUGUCCCAUCCGUGUGGGAGGCCCCUUGCUGACUGACUUCCAAGUUUUAAAAGUAUACACGUUCUGGGCUGUAAUCAUCUCUCGUAGUACUGGUUUAGCUACGUCACAUGUUUUGAUGUAUAAUAUUUUCAUUUUGGUUAAAAUCUAAAUAUUGUCUUAGUUUCUAUUAUCACUUACUCUUUGGCCUGUGAGUUAUUUGUAAUUAGAUUUUAAAAUAACAGGACAUGGGUUUAUUUUUAUAGAGGUAUAAUUGCUUAUAGUGAAAUGCAUAAAUCUUAAGUGUACAGUUGGAGAACUCUGACAGGUGCGUACACAUAUAUAUGUAACCAACACGCCAUUUAAGAUAGAGAACAUUUCUAUCCUUCUGGAGAGUUCCUGCGUGUGUAUGGGUGUUUUUUUACUUUAUAACUUUCUGCUGUUGGUUCUAAUUUAAUUACAUUGUGAGCAG
Messenger RNA from Mirounga angustirostris (Northern elephant seal), 2592 nucleotides. RefSeq names its product zinc finger protein 333 (gene ZNF333). Gene Ontology annotation, biological process: regulation of transcription by RNA polymerase II. Gene Ontology annotation, cellular component: nucleus; nucleoplasm. NCBI's taxonomy places the organism in Eukaryota, Metazoa, Chordata, Mammalia, Carnivora, Phocidae. Bases 420 to 2180 code for a protein of 586 amino acids. The record is from RefSeq and is a predicted model, not a curated record. Gene Ontology annotation, molecular function: DNA-binding transcription repressor activity, RNA polymerase II-specific; RNA polymerase II cis-regulatory region sequence-specific DNA binding. The transcript is spliced from 12 exons.